AUGUCUGUUUAUGGUGAUGAACUUAAUCAGAUUUUUGUUCAAAGUAUUUUCCCUCAAUAUUUGUUGGAACAACCAAUUGGACAAGAUUUAUGGUUGAUAUAUCUCAAGAAUAAAAGGUUAUUCUCAAAAGUCAAGCAACAUGAGAUUAAGAAUCGUGCUCAAGGUGGUGAGGAAGGUGCUUUGAAGGAAGGUGGCUUUAAUCAUCCUAUUAAAUUAUCUCAUAAUACUAGGAAAGAAAUUUGGAAAAAAUUAAUGGAUUUAGGGGUGUUAGGUACUGUACCUUUUGAUUGGGCCAAUGAUGAAUAUUUAAUACAAGUUUAUAAAUAUUUCUAUCCUGACUCAUUGAUCAAUUCAUUAAGUGUUUCAAUUGGUGCUGAUUUACCUUUAAAUCCUUCAAAUAACUCUUCUUCUAAUUUUAAUACUGUUAAGAAUGAUGUUUUAGAAGAAUUUUCAAAACAAACCAGAUUAGAGUCAGGAAUUGUUGAUCAAGAAAGUAUUAGAAGUAUUCGGUUUAGAUCUGAUGAGAGUGAAGACGAUGAUUCAGAAGAUGAACGAGUCACCAGUACAAAUGAGGAAGAAGAGGACGAUGACGAGGAAGAAGAAGAAGAAGAAGGAGAAGAGGAAGAGGAAGAAGAAAAUGAUGCAAUGGAUAUUGACAAUGAUGAUGUUAUGAAUGUUAUAGAAACUGCUGGCAGUAGUGUAAAUGAUGAAGACUCUGAUAAUAUAAUAAUACCAAACAGGGAAGACACUAGCACAAGGAUUCGUCAACGUGCAGGAAGUGAAACCGAUCGGGUAUCUUCUAGAGGUUCUGAAUCUGAACCAGUUAGUUACUACCCAGCUCUUUCAGCUCAUAGGGUCACAUCAAAGUCAAAAAAUAAUGUUAUUUCACAAGAUAUCUAUGAAUUAUUGGGUUAUCCUUUACCAAGUCAAUGGCGUACUCAACAGAAUAAUUCAAUCAAUUUAUCAAGCGAUGGAUUUUCUCAAUUGAGCCCAAACUUAAAUUGGCCAGCGUUCUCUGGUCAUGAUAAUGCUGUGAUAAUUGCCAGAAACUAUUUUAAAGAUUUAUUAAAAGACUCAAAAUGUGAUUACGCAGUAAGUACCGCUAACCGUCCUGUUUAUUCCAAUAGAGCUGGUAUCUUUUACUAUGAAGUAAGAGUUUUAAGCGUAACCAGCUCACAAGGCGCUUAUAGUAGCGAUGUUAUGGUUGGAUUUAAAUGUUGGAAUGAUAAGGACAGCGAAGGUUCUAGUUCUGCACCCCAUCAUUCUCAGUCUGGUGACGAUGGUAUUUCUGCCAGAAAUUCAGGAGAUACAUCUGUCACCAGAGGAUCAGGUCGUAGUGGAAGUAUUAGAUCAGGUAAUGAUGCUUCAACAUCAGAUGCGACCGAUUUAAGUAAUGAACUUUAUUUAUACUGUGGUUUUAAUGGUAAGAUUUUUGAUAAUGAGGAUGAAGGUUCAUAUUCAAAACCAUUUGGACGUGAUGAUGUAAUAGGUUGUGGUGUUAAUUACAUCCAAGGAACUGUGUUUUUCACUAAAAAUGGUGUCUAUUUAGGGGAGGCAUAUUGGGAUAUUGGCAAUCUUGAUUUAGUUCCAUUCAUUGCAUUAAGACCAGGAAAUUCAAUUGGAACCAAUUUUGGGCUAUAUGAAGAAUACGUUUUUGAUAUUGUAGGUUACCUAGAAAGAUGGAGGUUGGAAAGUUAUUCUUAUAUUUUUAAAAACUAUUGUUCGGCUAGAGAUGCUGAUGGCUAUAAUGAAAAUCACGAGUUGGAAACAGAAUCAAGUGUCGCAGUAUCAGGAAAAGGUGGUAACACAUUUACAUCUUCUGUGGACGAGAACAAUGAAGAAUCUGUAGGAUCACAAAACAGGACCACCUUAAGAGAUUAUAAUGGAUCUGGGGAGGAUAAUAUUCCAAACUUUAGCUUCAAAGAUGAUAGACUUGUUAAUGGUAUUUUAAGGAAACCAUCUUCUCUAAUAUUUAAUAAGCUAAAAACAGAUGAUAGUUCUUUACAAACAUCUGUUAAAACAAUUGUGAAUGAUUAUUUGAUUCAAGAAGGUUUAAUAGAUGUUGCCAACGCAUUUCUAAAAGAUCUUAAAGAUGAGACUGUAAUUGAUCAAGAGACACAGGAAGAAGUGGACAGGAACCGUGAAGUUACUAGAUAUAAUGAAAGUCAAAUUAUUAAGGAAGAGAAUAACUUAAAGAAGAGACAAGCAAUAAGAAGGUUAAUUGCGGAAGGAAACAUAACAAAGUGUCUUCUAUAUUUGAACAAUGAAUAUCCUGAACUUUUAGCUUCGAAUAUAGAAUUAUACUUUGAGCUUAAGUUAGCUGAGUUUUUGUAUAGUAUUUUGAACUGCAAAGAUACACGAAUAGAAAACACAAUUCAACUUGGGCAACAAUUGUCAGCAGAAUUUAUAUUUAAUGACAAUGUAUCUGAAAGUGUGAAAAAUGUUUUCAAAACGAGAUUUAACGAUGUGUCUAGCUUAUUGGCAUAUGAAGAUCCUGUAAAAGAUGCUCCAUCAGAAUUGACAAAAUAUCUGACAGUUGAAUUCUUGAAUGAUCGUUUAUUUCAAUUGACAAAUUCUGCUAUACUAAAGUAUAUGAAGAAAAACAACGAAACUAACUUAGAAAAUAUCAUUAGGUACACAAGGGCAAUGUUAGAAACAAUGAUGAAUGAUAAUUCCAAAGGUGGCUCAGUCGAUGGUAAAUCUUAUAUGUACUACAGAGCUGUUAAUCUAGAUGAAGAUUUAUUGAACUUUAUGUGA
Vanderwaltozyma polyspora DSM 70294 is the source of this 2757-nucleotide messenger RNA. It is a transcript of the gene VID30, whose product is annotated as glucose-induced degradation complex subunit VID30. The coding region runs from base 1 to 2757 and encodes 918 amino acids. Gene Ontology annotation, cellular component: cytoplasm. NCBI's taxonomy places the organism in Eukaryota, Fungi, Ascomycota, Saccharomycetes, Saccharomycetales, Saccharomycetaceae. Gene Ontology annotation, biological process: cytoskeleton organization; cell surface receptor signaling pathway. The transcript has a single exon. The record is from RefSeq and is a predicted model, not a curated record. Gene Ontology annotation, molecular function: protein binding.